AUGGCGCUGUCCUGGGGAGGGCGGGACGCUCUGCCCGCGCUUCCGCCGCUCUAUGGCCGCGGCCGCGGGCUCUCCGGAUGCCGGGGCGGCCGCUCGGCGCAGGCGCGGCGGGGCCGCCAUGGCGGGCACCGGGGAGCCGCGGCCGCCGCCGCCGCCGCCGCGCGAGGGCUGGCGCGAGCGGGAACGGGGGCGCGCGCCGCGGAGCAGAGGCGGCCACUGGGUCCCGAAAAGACACUGGGGCUGCUGGAGGGCUCCGUGGUGCACCAGGAAGGAGCCCUGCUGGCACUGAACAAGCCCCCAGGCCUGCCUGUGCUGGGACAGCCUGGGGAGCUGAGCCUGGAUGCACUGCUACCAGCGCUGAGACGACGGCUGGGCCUCCCUGCUGAGUUCCACGUGGUGAAGGCUCCUGCCAGGCAGUGCUCUGGCCUCGUCCUCCUGUCCAGCUGUUACCAUACCACUAAGAAGCUCCAGCAGUUCUUCACCAAAGCCCGCCAGAGAGGCCAAUACCUUGCCACGUACUGCGCUGUCACCGUGGGAGUCCCAGCAGAGGCGGAGGGCGAGAUCCGCACUGGGCUGUGCUGGCAGCAGCAGGGUGACACUGCCAUGGUGGUGCCAGUGCCAGCCCCGGGACGCCACAGCCUGGCCAGGAAGGAGGUGAAGAGCACCCUGACACGCUACCGGGUGCUUGGUGCCAGGGGAGGCUGUGCCCUCCUCCAGCUCCAGCCCAAGACAGCCUUCCCGGAACAGCUCCAGGUACACCUGACGCUGCUGCUGUGCCCGGCCCUGGGUGACCACGAGCACUCCUCCCGCGUGGGCAGUGUCCUGGGGGUGCCCUUCCUGCUGACCCCCGAGGCCGCCCCAACCCGCACACAGGUGCUGGAUGAAGAGUUGCUGUCCCGGCUGGGACUUUCGCCGCAGCAGCUCCAUCACCUCCCACUCCACAUCCACCUUCAGGAGCUUGUGCUGCCUGAGGGCCCCCUUUGUGCACCCCCACCACCCCACUUCCUGCGGACUCUGCGCUGCCUGGGGCUGCCCGAGUGCCCCAGUGCUGCAAGAGGAUCCCCACCCCACAGCUCUCUGUCAGCCCAUUAAAAUCCCCACCUGCAGCUA
Molecule: messenger RNA, 1110 nt
Organism: Myiozetetes cayanensis
Lineage: Eukaryota; Metazoa; Chordata; Aves; Passeriformes; Tyrannidae
Gene: RPUSD3
Product: RNA pseudouridine synthase D3
Exons: 10
Coding region: 1-1092 (363 amino acids)
Biological process (GO): pseudouridine synthesis
Molecular function (GO): pseudouridine synthase activity; RNA binding
Source: RefSeq, a predicted model, not a curated record